Messenger RNA from Betta splendens (Siamese fighting fish), 4101 nucleotides. Its product is annotated as synaptopodin 2-like protein. Lineage: Eukaryota; Metazoa; Chordata; Actinopteri; Anabantiformes; Osphronemidae. The transcript is spliced from 5 exons. Gene Ontology annotation, molecular function: actin binding. Gene Ontology annotation, cellular component: actin cytoskeleton; nucleus; Z disc. The coding region runs from base 395 to 3592 and encodes 1065 amino acids. Gene Ontology annotation, biological process: positive regulation of actin filament bundle assembly. The record is from RefSeq and is a predicted model, not a curated record.
AACAAAACCAUUAAUAAUUGAUCUUGUUUUGUUUAUUGUAAGAAUCCAAGCUUUAUGCUAAGAUACACAUAUUUGAAGAUAGUGGUUCCUAAUAAAGAACUGUUAACUGUGGGAUAACAAUCACUGUGUAUGGACAGAUGAUUAUUAUUUGUAUAUCUGGACCUUUCUUCCAGACGGGGUCAAAGAGAACAGGGCCAGCUGGAGAGGGAGUGGUUAUUUUGGGACGGUAUAUCAGCAAGCAUUGCGUCCUGUACAUGGUGCUUCAGAGUGACAUGGCAAGUGUUGUAUACAAGUGCGCAGGCGCAGCAAAGCGUGCAGAGCCGGGCUACGGGAGCACGAUGAACUGGUUGCCAUUGGCGACCACACGUGUUCCGAGCUCAGUCACGCUCAGGCCAUGAGCCUCAUCGACACACAGAGCGCGACGCUCACCCUGAGGGUCAAAAGGGCCUCAGGAUUCCACUCUGCCACUUGCUCCUCCACCGGGGUCCCGUCUCCCCCCACGACCCCCCUGCAUUCCCAUCGCUCCUCCGUCCUCUCGCCCACCGGCUUGGCCAGAGACAUCACGUCUCCGCCCGACAGCGAGGCCUACUACGGCGAGACGGACAGCGACGCGGACACACAGUCGCACACGCAGCGGCGCCAGCGGCGCACGCCCCCUCACGCACGCUCACCCGCUCGCUAUGGCAACCAGGACGAGGAGGAGGCCUCAGAGAUGAGCGGGUAUGAGAGCGCCACGGAUGCAGCAGUCUCCCUGCAGGGCCACUGGGACGGUCAGAGUUUCGUGGGCGUUCCACGCCAAGAGCUCCUCUACCAGCCCCUCCACGCGGAGUGGAGCGCUCCCGCGCACACGCUGACGCCCACCCCCGACCAGAGCCCGGGGGAAGCGGAGGGCGAGGGGGACAGUGGCUUCCAGGAGGCGGGAGGUGGCCCCGGGCCGAGCUGCCCGCCCCUCGUGUCUCCUGAACGGGCGAAAGAGGCUCUGAUGCUGGGGUCCAGUAAACACCUGGUGCCCAUGGUGGGGCCGCAGCAGACCCCGGUCAGCGAUGAGCUCUGCACCACAUACAUGGACAAAGCACGACAGGCCAAGUUGCAGCGUGGGGAGAGUGUGGUGGAGAAGCAGGUGAAGGAGGCGCGCAGUAAAUGCCGCUCCAUUGCGUCUCUGCUGACGGACGCGCCCAACCCCAACUCCAAAGGGGUGCUGAUGUUCAAGAAGCGCCGGCAGAGGGCCAAGAAGUACACGCUGACCUGCUUCGGGAAAGCUGAAGGGGACAAAGGAGAGGAGACAGAGGGGGAGACGGGAGGUGAGACGGAGGAGGAAGGAGGGAGCUCCAUCCUGAGCGGAUCAGAGGUUGAUGAAGGAGGGUUCUCGGCGUCCUUUGACUCGACGUGGGACAGCGGGUAUCUGGACCUGCUGGACAGGAGAAGCUCUGCCUGUCCUUCAAACACACCCACCACGCCCACAAAAGCAGCAACCAAUCAGAGCCCGGGGCCGGACCUCUUAGCCUAUCAGAGUGCAGGCCUCGUCCCCCCCUUCAGUCCGAGCCUAGCGUUGGAGGAGAACGCCACGAAGCAGCCAGACAGAAGCCGCUCCGCUCCGAUGUCCCCUCCGGCGGUGGCGCUGCCCAACGGGAGGUCCGUGGCUGUCAGCCGGGCCAGCGUCGUCCUGAGCCCGCCGGGUCAAAAUGGGCAGCACGGAGGCGCCUACCCCGGUCCUAGCGCCGGCACAAACCCAGACCCGCACGCCGGCCUCGGUCCGAACCCGGGCGUCCUGAACCGCACCGCCCGCCCCUUCACCCCGGCCCCCUCCCCGCCUCGGGCCACUGUAACCUCCGUGAUGUUCCGCCCCCCCCAACCCAAACCGGCAGCCGCCGCUGAGCCGGUGGCAGCGGUUUCUAUGGUGACCAUCGCACCCACUCAUCCACCAGCACCGGAUGCGAGGAGAGCGGUGUCCAGCACGUCUCUGUACAUCCCUCCGAGGAGCAACAGCCACGCCCCCCGUCCUGCUCCCACCCCCCCUUCCGCUCUCUCACCUCCCUCUUUCUCCUCUGCACCUUUCAUCCAUCCUCCUGCAAAUCCUCAGCCAUUCACGUCUCCCCCCUCCAUUCCUGCUGCCACCUCCACUCCUUUCUCUCCACCAGUUUGCCCAUCGCCUGCUCAGCCCUUCUCUCCUCUAACUCCGCGUCCACCUCCUCCCACUCCUACUUGUCCACCAUCGGCCAACUGCAUUUCUCCCACAUCCCCACCGUUUCCCCCUGACCUGACCCAGGUCUCCUUCCAUUCCCAGCCCACCCCCCAUCCUCCGGCUCCCACCCAGCAACCUCACGCCAUCGUGACAAGCGUAGCCAUGGCAACCGCAUCGCCUCUCCACGCUCCAGCCGCCGACUCACCUGUGGCCCGCGAGCAGCGCGUCUCCGUCCCCGCUGCUCGCACCGGCAUCCUGCACGACGCCCGUCGUCGUAGCAACAAAAAGCCAAUGUUUAGCUCCGUCCAGAACAGGGACGUUUCCCCCAAUCCGGACUUGCUGUCGAUGGUCCAGAACAUGGACGGUUGCUGCGCGAAGGCCCCGGCCGCUCCCAGCACGGAGGCUGGGCAUGAAUCGGGGCCUGAGGAGGACUGGCUGAGGCUGGGGGCGGAGGCCUGCAACUUCAUGCAGGCUCAGCGCGGAUGCAGGCCCCCCCCCGUGGCUCCUAAACCCCAGGCCCCCCAGGCGCCACAGCUGGCGGGGAAGGGAGGUCAGCUGUUCGCCCGCCGGCAGAACCGCAUGGACCGGUACGUCGUGGAGCGCUCCCCCUCGGUCGCCGCAGCGCCGUACUCUCCUGCACAGACCAGGGAGCCCUCCCCCACGCCGUCCCUCCCCGCCACCUGGAAGUACUCCCCCAACAUCCGCGCUCCGCCUCCCAUCAGCUACAACCCGCUGCUCUCCCCCUCCUGCCCCCCCAAGGCGCAGAAGAAGGCGGAGGCGACAAAGCCUGGUCCUGUUAGGCCCAAAGGGCCGAAGGCGGCCGUGAAGCCUGUGGACAUCAUGAACCACAAGCCCCACCAGCUCAGCUCCACCCUGUUCACCUAUGGUAGCGGGGCUCCUCAGGACCCACCCACCUGUCAGACGGGCGCCCCCCAGAGGACGGCGCGGGUUCAUGAGGUGAGGCGCUUCUCCACGCCGCCUCCAACGGGACCCGCCCUCAAAGUCAUCGUCCCCCGGGCGGCCACAACCCUCGGGGAGCCGCUGUGGCGCUCCGACGUGGCCUCUCCUCCACCCUUUCAACCCCAGCCGCCCCCUCCCCAGUGGGCCGCCUCCCAGCAGCCUCACCCAGCACCUCCCGCCCCCACGGCCCCGCUGCCCCAGCUGCCUAGCUUCUCCUCUCCUCCGAACCCAGUCCAGCCCGGUCCAACCCGCCUCCGCCCUCCCAGCCCCACACAGACCAGCAGGCCGUUCAAGAGCGCCCCGGACCUCAGUCCUCUGGAUCCGGCCGACGCCUCUCGCCAGGUUCCCGGCGCCGCUCGGCCGACCAGGGUCCCCAGGCCCAGGUUCAGCACCUCCAACCUGGGCCUUACGCAGCCUUGUGUCUGGCGGCCCGGAUCCACCCUGCACUGAACACGUCCGACCCGGCAGUUAUUCUACACGGUGUUAGCAUCAUUAUCAUGCAGCUUCUGGCCACACGUGUAGCACCUGUUGUAUAUACAGUAGCAUGUACGCAUAGAGUUGCAGUUACAUUGUAUUUUGCAAAGGAAGUGUAGUGUGUGAACCUGUGAAAAUAAAAGAAAAAUGGGGAAAGACAGUGAGAGGAGAGGAGGAAACCGAGAGGACGUUUUCUAAAUGCUGCAUCGAUGGAGAACAAAAAAGAAGAUUAGAGAAUGUGAAAAGACAGGAUGGAAACAGGAAGAGUUCAUGAGGAACCUGCUAGAAAUAAUAACACGUCUGUCCGUUAUGUAUCUAAUUGUUUGUGUUUGAUGAUUCACUGUCGUUUCCCACAGCUGUCAGGCAGAAGCGAGGCCUUUUUUUGCAGCAGACUUGAUUUCUGAUCUGUCGAUAUGAGACGAGCGGUCGAACGCGUCCGUUCGUCCGUGACGCCGAGCGGCUGAAUAAAAAUAGACGUGACUCAC